AUGAGUGAAAAGCGAGAAUGGACGAACGAAGCUUGGAAAAAUGACAAUAACGUAGGAAAAAUGAAACCCAACGACACCAAUUUCUCUGAAUACGACAUUUUGAGGAAAAGCUCAGUUCAAUUGGAUUUGCCAAGUUACUCAGAAGUUUGUUAUAACAGUGGAGAUGACUUGGAGAAGGGUUUGUUUACACCUAUUCCUCCUACCUAUAAACAACUUCAACUGAGUAAUACAGACGAAUCUGAUGAUAAUCAAGUCCAUACGAAUGAAGUGCAUGGACGCAUGGCAGAACCCGUGCCAGACAGAUCAUGGGGGAAGCUGUAUCCUCGAUUGCAUCUGCAUGCCGAGUUUAUAAAGGAUUCAUCUUUGUCUAAGGAAAUUGCUUUACCUUUGCUUGGUGGAUUGAUUUUAGUCUUAUUUUUUAUUUCCGCUGUUUUGAUUUCUCUUGUAUUGGACAUCAUCGUUUGGUGUAUAUCUAUGGUUCCAGAUUUGGCUGUGCUUCUAGGGCGUAGUUUAGGACAUUUCUCUGAGUAUCUCUUAGACCGUGUCUUAGGAAGAAUAUUUCCAUACUUCUGGAGAAAAUUUAUACUGCCUUUGACAAUCAUUUUCGGAUAUACAACUAAUCAAAGCUUUGGGAAUGAUCCAGAUUCAACAAACUUCGUUGAACUUGACGAGCUAGAUGCUAGGGUCGAGACCCCAACAAGUACACCUAACAAUAUUGAAGUGCCAAGUUCUCCUUUUGGGAAAAUUCAUACCAAAGCAAAUCAUUCAAAAAAGUCUGUUGGGCAUUCUGCAAGAGAGCAAGAAAUAGAGAUGCAAACUUUUGGAGACACAGUUGUAUUGGACAUCAUCGUUUGGUGUAUAUCUAUGGUUCCAGAUUUGGCUGUGCUUCUAGGGCGUAGUUUAGGACAUUUCUCUGAGUAUCUCUUAGACCGUGUCUUAGGAAGAAUAUUUCCAUACUUCUGGAGAAAAUUUAUACUGCCUUUGACAAUCAUUUUCGGAUAUACAACUAAUCAAAGCUUUGGGAAUGAUCCAGAUUCAACAAACUUCGUUGAACUUGACGAGCUAGAUGCUAGGGUCGAGACCCCAACAAGUACACCUAACAAUAUUGAAGUGCCAAGUUCUCCUUUUGGGAAAAUUCAUACCAAAGCAAAUCAUUCAAAAAAGUCUGUUGGGCAUUCUGCAAGAGAGCAAGAAAUAGAGAUGCAAACUUUUGGAGACACAGGUUCUCCGACUUUGAACGAUCAUACAAAGUAA
Molecule: messenger RNA, 1254 nt
Organism: Schizosaccharomyces cryophilus OY26
Lineage: Eukaryota; Fungi; Ascomycota; Schizosaccharomycetes; Schizosaccharomycetales; Schizosaccharomycetaceae
Exons: 4
Coding region: 1-1254 (417 amino acids)
Source: RefSeq, a predicted model, not a curated record